This is a messenger RNA of Gossypium arboreum, 1832 nucleotides long. RefSeq lists its product as hypothetical. The coding region runs from base 24 to 1712 and encodes 562 amino acids. The record is from RefSeq and is a predicted model, not a curated record. NCBI's taxonomy places the organism in Eukaryota, Viridiplantae, Streptophyta, Magnoliopsida, Malvales, Malvaceae. The transcript is spliced from 2 exons.
UAUAUAUAUAUAUAUAUAUAUGUAUGUAUGUAUGUGACCUUUUGAUAUUAAACAUGGUAAGUAUGGGGAAUUGUCUUACUCUUCACCGCAAAAGAAAGAAAGCUUUGCCAAUCGAAACAGUCUUCAAGCUUCCAUCUCCAUUACCAACAUGGCCACCAGGUGAAGGGUUUGCAAAGGGAAUUAUUGAUCUUGGUGGACUACAAGUAUGUCAAAUAUCGACUUUUACAAAAGUGUGGGUGACCUACCAAGGCGGACCAGAUGAUCUCGGUGCUACUUUUUUCGAACCGUCAUUGAUACCAGAUGGAUUUCACAUGCUAGCUAGCUAUGGGCAGUCGAACAACCGGUUGCUUUCAGGGUCAGUUCUUGUUGCAAAAGAUGACACCGACAAUCAAGAUUUGCUAAUACGACCAGUCGAUUACAGCCUAAUCUGGACCAGUGAAUCGUUAGGUAUGAAGCAAGACACCAAUGGGUACAUUUGGUUACCAAUUGCUCCUGAAGGAUAUCAUGCAUUAGGUCACGUUGUUACCAACACUGAACACAAGCCACCUAUUGAUAAAAUCCGUUGUGCUCGAUCUGAUUUCACCGACGAAAUUGAGAAUCAAACAUGGAUUUGGGGACUUGGGAAGGAAAGCAAUGCAAAUGAGCUUAACUAUUUCACUAUAAUGCCGAUGAAUCGAGGACCUCAACAAAUGGCUGUCUGUGUAGGCUCAUUUAUAGCUCAAAAUCCUAAUAAUCCAUCCCUUUCACAUACCCCUUUAGCUUGCUUGAGAAACAAGAAACCUAAUUAUCUUUCUUCAAUGCCUAACAUACAACAAAUUGAAACAUUGUUUCAAGCUUAUUCGCCAUUGAUUUACUUCCACCCUAAGGAAACCUAUCUUCCAUCAUCAGUCAACUGGUUUUUCAUCAAUGGCGGAUUACUAUACACAAAAGGGGAUGAGUCAAAUCCAGUCCCGAUCGAACCAACCGGUUCGAACCUUCCCCUAGGUGGUUCAAACGAUGGAAACUAUUGGCUAGAUCUCCCCAUCGACAAACCAUCAAAAGAGAAAGUGAAAAAAGGAGAUUUAAAGGAAACCCAAGUUUAUUUACACGUAAAACCCAUGUUGGGUGCAACAUAUACAGAUAUUCAGAUAUGGGUUUUUUACCCUUUCAACGGCGGAGCCAAAGCCAAAGCGGUAUUCAUCAACAUACCGUUAGGAAAGAUCGGAGAACAUGUCGGCGAUUGGGAACACCUAACUUUGAGAAUCAGCAACUUCACCGGCGAAUUACAAAGUGUGUAUUUCUCAGCUCACAGUGGAGGCUCAUGGGUGACCGUGUCAGAGCUGGAAUUCAACGGCGUAAACAAGCCGUGCACGUAUUCAUCAUUGCACGGGCAUGCUAUGUAUUCGAAACCGGGGCUGGUUUUGCAAGGAAAAGGAACAAUUGGGAUCCGUAACGAUACUGCUAAGAGCAAGAUUUUAAUGGAUACCGGGGUGGGAUUUGAGUUAGUUGCCGGGGAGUAUUUGGGGAACAGUGUUGUUGAACCACCAUGGUUGAAUUAUUGCAGGGAAUGGGGGCCAAAGGUGAGCUAUGAUUUGGGUGAUGAGAUUAAGAAAGUGGGGAAAUUGUUGCCUGGAAUUGAGAAAUUUAUGAAAAGCUUGCCAAAGGAAGUUUUAGGGGAAGAAGGGCCCACUGGACCUAAGAUGAAAAGGAGUUGGGAUGGGGUUGAGGUUUAAGAUAAAAAGUAAAGGGACUGAAUUAUUAAAAAUAAAAGUACAGAAACUUAUGUAUUAGGAGUAUGAUAUACAUUUUCAAUUUGCUUGCAAAUGAAGAUAUUAACCUUUGAUUUUCUAUUA